AUGUCGCAGCAUAACCAGAGACAGAGAACUAUAUCGAGGGCUUCGACCGCCUCGAUCCAUAGCGUCGCGACACAACCAACCCUCGAUCAGCAAGCCUUAAUGGCGCACCAUGGCGCCUUUACGGAUCAGUGGGUUUCGAACGAUCACGUCCCCCCGAGAGAUAUGUCAUCGGCAGUUCAACCCAUGCCAGCCGGAGAUAUGAUGCUUCGUCCUGCCUCCCAGAUGCCGGUCGGCCAGUCGUUCGCGAUGAGUUCGAGCAUGCACUCUGCCGUCGGACUUGCUAUGCCGUACGCUCAACAUCCCAACCUGCAUCCUGCUGUAUCAGCCGAGACCUUUGCUGGAAAUGCGAGUUUCACAGACGCCGAUAGCCAGAUGAUGGAUCGUGACGAGGCCGACGAAGUUGACUCGCUUGCUGGACGACCGCGAGGCUCGAAACCCUCUACGAGCCGCACUAGUGCGAACAAUGAGCUUGAGAUGCGCCAACUAUUUCAGGCUAAUAAGAGCCGUACUCUCGCGGAUGUAGCAAAGGAGCUGCAUGGUAAUGAGCGUGGGCCUAAUUCCGAGCGCGCUCGUCAGAUCUUCGCUAUGUUGUGGAUCAAUGGGGUUUGUGCGAAGGGUAGAGGUUCCGUGCCUCGAGGCCGUGUUUAUGCCAACUAUGCAUCCCGCUGUGCGACGGAAAGAAUAACUGUCUUGAAUCCUGCUAGUUUUGGGAAGCUUGUCCGAGUCCUUUUCCCUGGUCUUAAAACUCGAAGACUCGGCGUCCGUGGAGAAUCAAAAUACCACUAUGUCGAUUUCACUUUGCUGGGUGAUCAGCCCAAGUCCAGAGAACCCUCUAUCCAGCCCGCGAUUCCCUUCCCGGAACCGGCCCCUUUUGCGCGUUCUUUGAGGUCUGUGUCACCCGCUACUAACUCGUUUGCAAGGCCUGUUCUCAUGCCCAACAGUGUCGCGCAGUCCCAAUCCCCUGCAUUGGAUGUACAACAUUCAGCUCUUCCGUCACCUACCCUUGUGCAGCAAUCCGAUACCCCAGCUGGCUCACGAUCGGCAAUUUCCCGAACUCACAGCUUGUAUAACCAAUGCGAAGUCAAGCAUCUCGAUCAGUUACAUUCAUCUAACGCUAAAACUACUAUACGCUUAGCAUUUAUAGAGCCUGAGCAUCCUUCCAAAUCAGCUGAGGCUCUCAUUCUACCUAAGAUCGAGCCGUUCUUACCCAAUGGAACGGACCCAGAUGCGGCAAUGUCUCUGACUGCUCUCUACCGAUCUCACUGCACAUCCCUAGUGGAGUGUAUUCGCUAUUGCAAGGAGAAGGCCUUCUUUCACCUCUACACCUCUUUUCAGGGCACACUCACCAUGCCCGUGCAGAAACUCUUCUCUCACCCCAGCAUCGCGCCGUGGAUAGAAGAGUGCGAUUAUGUACUUUACCAACGCAUGAUCCAGAUCAUCUACAGCCUCGUUUUACAAGCCAUUCCCCAACCCGUACUGAACGCGUUCGAGAAAAUAUCGCAGCAACUAGUCUCCCACAUUCGCGAGUCUUUUCAUGGACAGCCGAGGCACGUAGUCCAGGCCAAGGAGGCCCCUGCUACUAUCUUUGCGGGUCUGCUUGACCGCACUCUACGAGUUAACCUCACAGCUCAUGCUGCAGCAAAUAUGCUUUCGAUUUCUGCGAAUAGGGACCAGAUGUAUCUGGAUUGGAUGUCAGGGGUUAGGGUCCGCAAGCUUGCGGAAUGCGUCCCAACUAGAGGGAUGGAUGAUUUAGUUGAUCUCUUGUUUAAUGAAAUCCGAGACCUGAUCGACCCCGUGAACGUCCCUUGGAGUGAAGAGUGUAAAUAUCUUUAUGGGGAGAUAGCACUCAACAGCAGACGAGGAUUACCGUCGUCAAAUGCAUCUAAUGGCAGCUCGGAGCACUUCCUUGAGCGAUGGGUCGACUUCCUAUUAUCUCUCCAGAAACGUUUCCCCUACGCCGCGGCGACAGACAUCGUUUGGUGCGUGCAACGUGUCGGGUUAGAGGUCAUGCGGGAUCUUACUAUGCGCCAGAGUAAUAGCUUUGGAGCGUGGUGGGUAACGAAGUGCUGGCUCGACGAGAUGGUUUCGUUCCUAGCUGAGUACGGUGGUUUCAUGAAGUCGAAGAACUCGCUGCCGCCCGUUGCCAGCGAGAUCAGGCCCCCGGUAGAUGGUAACGACGUGACCCUACGAGGUUCGCGUGUUGGCAGCGAUGAUCAGAGUAUCUCGCAUAUUUCUCAGCCGCAACCAGACCGCGCCCCUUUCCCGUCUCAGCUCGAGGUCAACGGGGCAGACUCCCUCCACAUGUCAGUGAACCACGACGAUAGCGGAAUUGGGAUCAGGACUCCAGAAGAGGACUUCCCCAUGGAAAAAUUCGACUACCAGGAAGGUCAGGACCAGAGCCUACAUUCUCUCAACUUAGAAGAGUCCGUCCAAUAG
Molecule: messenger RNA, 2436 nt
Organism: Daldinia loculata
Lineage: Eukaryota; Fungi; Ascomycota; Sordariomycetes; Xylariales; Hypoxylaceae
Exons: 2
Coding region: 1-2436 (811 amino acids)
Biological process (GO): regulation of transcription by RNA polymerase II
Molecular function (GO): DNA-binding transcription factor activity, RNA polymerase II-specific; RNA polymerase II cis-regulatory region sequence-specific DNA binding
Source: RefSeq, a predicted model, not a curated record